Molecule: messenger RNA, 1930 nt
Organism: Aspergillus calidoustus
Lineage: Eukaryota; Fungi; Ascomycota; Eurotiomycetes; Eurotiales; Aspergillaceae
Source: the annotation of a GenBank genome assembly
CGCCUCAUUCAUUCCCAGUGUGGUCGCAAUGCUUCUCUCCUCCCUUGUUUUACUCUCCUUGAGCCACCUUGGAGCGUCCUACGUCGCUCGCCCUACCUCUGCAGCGAACGCAAAGCUGGUGGAGCGCGAUGGAAUCGUCUACCAUCAGUUCGAGGACCGAUCUACCAAUUCGACCAUCGAGGUGGUCAAGAACUCUGGAAUAUGCGAGACUACGCCUGGUGUCAACACAUAUUCCGGAUACUUUUCCGUCGGCGAGGGCAUGAACAUGUGGUUCUGGUUCUUUGAAGCCCGCAACAACCCCGAGUCCGUCCCCCUAGCUACCUGGUUCAACGGUGGCCCGGGAUGCUCCAGCAUGAUUGGUCUUUUCCAAGAGAACGGCCCGUGCCAGUUCUACAACGGGUCCCACGAGCCAGAGCUGAACCCCUACAGCUGGAACGAGUACGCUAACAUGCUCUACAUCGACCAGCCGAUCGGAGUUGGGUUCUCGUACGGUGUCGACACGGUGGUGUCGACUGAUACUGCGGCGAAGUAUGUCUGGAAAUUGAUCCAGGCAUUCUACACCCAGUUCCCAGAGUACCAGAGCCGAGACUUUGCCAUUUGGACGGAAUCGUACGGGGGCCACUACGGCCCAGGGUUCGCAGAUUAUGUGUUGAAGCAAAACCUUGCCAUCAAACAAGGAAAGGAACCUGGCGAGGAGAUUAACCUGGUCGCACUAGGGGUCAACAACGGCUUCACCCACGCGGCCGACGUCUACAAGUCGUACAUUGACUAUGCCUUGGUGAAUCCCUAUCGGCCCUUGAUCACACCGGACCAGGCGGCCGAGUACUACGCGGACUACUAUGGAGCGUGCCUCCCCGCGCUCAACGAAUGCCCGAGCCCAACCGGCGGAAAUGCUGCAUGUGUUGUCGCAUCAGAGAUCUGCUAUGAGCUGAUCGAGUACCCGAUCUCGUCUACCGGGAGCUUCGAUGUGUAUGACGUCCGCGCCCUUUCGGUGGACCCCAACCCGCCGAGCACGUAUAGCAAGUAUCUGUUACGCCCGGAUGUUGUCAAGGCCAUCGGCGCUCGCUCGGUGUAUCAGGAGUGUCCCACAACGGCUUAUGGGCUUUUCUCAGCGACUGGCGAUGGGUCUCGUUCGUACCUUCAGCAGCUGAGUGAUGUUGUGCAGUCCGGCGUGCGAACCUUGCUUUGGGCAGGCGACGCAGACUGGAUCUGCAACUGGCUGGGUUUCAAGGAAACCGCAGACAAGGUGUCCUACAAGGGCCACAAUGAAUUUGCGAACAAGAAACUGGCCGAUUAUCACGUCAAUGGAGAGAAGAAGGGAACGUACAAGACUGUUGACAAUCUGUCGUACCUUCGAGUUUUCGAGGCUGGCCAUGAGGUGCCGUACUACCAACCCGAGAUUGCGUUGCAGGCCUUCAAGCAGACUAUGCAGGGCCAGCCAAUUUCCUCAACUUGAUUUGGGCCCAAAAAACGCCAUCGACGAAGAGGGGAGGGCUCACCUCCCAAUUUCUUACGCUAUCUUGGCUCCUAAUUGGAAGAUUUUUGUUCUUUCUUUCUACCUUUAUUUCUUUGGCAACCUGUUUUGCUUCACACAGAUAAUCAGCUACUGACCUCCCUAAUCCUGAAUGGGGGCGCUCGUCGACAAGUUCCAACCUGGGGGCGAUGUUUUUAGCCACAUAGUCUUUCAGUUCUUGUUUUCCCGUUUUAAAUCCACCCCUUUUAGUAAUAUGCAACGGGUCCGGCUAUCAUUUUGCUUCCAUUGGCCGUCAUCUUCACCUCUUACCAUACCCUAUCUUCAACCUUCUAAAAAGGUAUACAGGGUACAUAUGGGGUCUAGAGUAACAGGAGAUGGAUACAGAAAAAAUAUAAACCAUUAGUACAGGGUCCCAAAGGACUGUAUAAGACGCAACAUCUCCCACGUAGAUGCAGG